AGUGAUGGACUAAAUAGAAACAUGCAGAGUUUUAUUAAUACUCUGUGACCAAUCGUGAACUGUUCGCUGAACUCUAAUACAGAUAUUCUGCCAUGCGCAAUUUGGCAAUUUACAUAUUUAUGGAGAGUUCUUCACUAUGUCGUGUUAGCUGGUUUAAUAAUUACAGAGCAUUAUGAUUACUACGCUGCAUUUCCGCACUACUCAUAUAACGAGUGGUUUAGGUGUUGGCGACAAUGUUGAAAAACCGAAGUUAUGGAGGUAGUUAAAUUGCUUGGGACUUUGCGCUGGGUGAGAGAUCAUGACAAAUGCAGGCUGAGUAAGGGGCCAAUAUUAUGCAAUCUGUAUUAUGCUUGAAGACACUAGAUUUUGAAAGCUGCUGGAAUCCUACAGACAAUCGUAUUGGCGUGGCUAUGAAUGGUGGUAUUUACCAUGAGAAACAGGUUAAAGAAAUGUGUGCUUUACAUGCCCUCAACAAUCUCUUCCAAGAAUGUAAUGCAUUCAGCAAAGCUGAAUUAGACGAUAUUUGUUACUCUUUGUCUCCAAAUGACUGGAUAAAUCCUCACAAGUCAUUCCUUGGACUUGGGAAUUAUGACAUAAAUGUAAUAAUGGCAGCACUUCAAUUGAAAGGCUGUGAAGCAAUCUGGUUUGACAAGAGGAAAGAUCCUAAGUGUUUAAAUCUUCAUAACAUUCUUGGUUUUAUACUAAAUGUGCCAAGUGAUUACAAACUGGGAUUUGUGUUACUCCCACUCCGUCGCCGUCAUUGGGUGGCUAUAAGAGAGAUACAAGGAAGCUACUACAAUUUGGAUUCUAAACUUGAGUGCCCUCAGCUUAUUGGAAAGGCACCAGAAAUAUUGCUGUACUUGCAGCAACAGCUGGAGUGUAAAGAAAAGGAACUCUUUGUGGUGGUUGUUGCAGAAGUGGAACAAAAUCAGAGUUGGCAAGUGAACAAUGACAAUAGUCAGGCAAACAGUUCAAUUUGUGAAAAUGGUGUUGGCACAUCAGCAAGUGAUGGAAGUGCAAACUGUGUGUUGAGAACUUCAGAAAUGCACACUGUUAACUCUUCACAACUGAGAUAGCAUUAAGACUGUUUGGUUCUUAAUGUCUCAUUGAUGUUCAUUGAGAGUAGAGAUAAAUAAAUAUAUAUAUAUAUAUACACUGUUGUUCUCAUGUUCAGAAGUGUAACAUUACACAAUUUUUCUCAUGAAAGUGCUGGUUGAGUGAAUGUAGUACAAUUUGGUCAAAUGUGUUUUAUCUUUUUAUUACUGGGUGUUGUUGUAGAAAGGUGUUAAAAGUAUGUGGGGUAUGGUGUUAAGUUUGUUUUAGCAGUUACAACAUGCCUCAGAUUUAUAUUGAAACUUCAGGGCAUCACAGUAUUAACAUGUUGAAUUUUGUUAAAGUUAUAUUUAUUUUGUUUUUCUAAGUUUUGUUUGUGAAUAGUUUGUUUUGUGAGACUGCAGAAAUUUUUAUAUGAGUUGAAAUAGUUUAUCAGAAAAAGUGCCAUUAAUUUAAUUAAUAAAUCAGUAAAGAGAUAUUUAUUGAAUCACUUCUAGUAAUCU
Schistocerca cancellata (South American locust) is the source of this 1556-nucleotide messenger RNA. RefSeq names its product josephin-1 (gene Josd). Bases 333 to 1076 code for a protein of 247 amino acids. The transcript is spliced from 6 exons. The record is from RefSeq and is a predicted model, not a curated record. Lineage: Eukaryota; Metazoa; Arthropoda; Insecta; Orthoptera; Acrididae. Gene Ontology annotation, molecular function: cysteine-type deubiquitinase activity. Gene Ontology annotation, biological process: protein deubiquitination.